CCCAGUGACUGGAAUUGGCAGUCGCCCAACGCCGCAUUCGCCAUUCGGAACCGUCUCUCUAUAAAUAAUCGAAGUGUCGGCUUUGCGUGACUCUCUUUGAUUUCUCCUUUUUCUUCAAAAUCUCAGAGCUCUCACUCCUCAGCUCUCAAAUUUCGAUUGCUGGAGCUCUUGGUCCCAUCCCUGUUUAUUGAUGGCGUCUCAAGCAAGCCUCCUCCUUCAGAAGCAACUCAAAGAUCUUUGCAAGAAUCCGGUUGAUGGGUUCUCCGCAGGUUUGGUUGAUGAAAACAACGUUUUUGAAUGGAGUGUGACGAUAAUUGGACCCCCGGAUACUCUCUAUGAGGGAGGAUUUUUCAACGCGAUCAUGAGUUUCCCAUCCAAUUACCCAAAUAGUCCGCCGACAGUGAAAUUCACAUCAGAAAUCUGGCAUCCCAAUGUAUAUCCUGAUGGUCGGGUUUGCAUAUCAAUUCUUCAUCCUCCAGGUGAUGAUCCCAAUGGUUAUGAGCUUGCAAGUGAGCGCUGGAUGCCUGUUCAUACGGUAGAGAGUAUAGUAUUGAGUAUCAUAUCAAUGCUUUCUAGUCCUAAUGAUGAGUCUCCUGCAAAUGUCGAAGCUGCGAAAGAGUGGAGGGAUAAGAGAGAUGAUUUCAAGAAAAAGGUGAGCCGCUGCGUGAGGAAGUCACAAGAAAUGCUAUGACUUAUGGGCCAAGCUCAUCCUGCUUAAGUGAACUGGGAGACAUGUAUAACGCCAUUUGUCAUGGAUCACCGGCUACUUUGAUCCAUGUGGAAUUGCUAUAGGAAGUCAUCUAUUCUUCAGUUCCGUUUUGUUUCUGCUCUGCAGGGCCUCUUUUCAUGAUUUGCAAAAGCCAACUCCAGUCUAAAAUCUAAAUGUUUUUGGCUAAUGUUUGUUUACUAGUCAAUUGGAAAAUUUCUUUGUUCAUUUGCAUAACCUUACUGAUAAAAUUUGAGUGACAGCAUUAGUCUUUCUCUGAACA
Molecule: messenger RNA, 989 nt
Organism: Neltuma alba
Lineage: Eukaryota; Viridiplantae; Streptophyta; Magnoliopsida; Fabales; Fabaceae
Product: ubiquitin-conjugating enzyme E2 7
Exons: 6
Coding region: 191-691 (166 amino acids)
Source: RefSeq, a predicted model, not a curated record